Molecule: messenger RNA, 1623 nt
Organism: Spea bombifrons (plains spadefoot toad)
Lineage: Eukaryota; Metazoa; Chordata; Amphibia; Anura; Pelobatidae
Product: glutamate receptor U1-like
Exons: 11
Coding region: 165-1604 (479 amino acids)
Biological process (GO): modulation of chemical synaptic transmission; synaptic transmission, glutamatergic; monoatomic ion transport
Cellular component (GO): plasma membrane; AMPA glutamate receptor complex; postsynaptic membrane
Molecular function (GO): transmitter-gated monoatomic ion channel activity involved in regulation of postsynaptic membrane potential; AMPA glutamate receptor activity
Source: RefSeq, a predicted model, not a curated record
AGGGUUACUUGCUCCUCCUUCCCGAAUUCUCAGCAUCUCCUAUUGAACUGAAGAUCUGCUGUUUUCUUCCACUGAUUUCUCUCCUUGUAUUGCCAUUUCAGUGCAAGGAAGAAUAACAGACCUGAAGCUCACGCAAAGAUUGAAGAACAGAAAUUAUUGAGACAAUGAAGAAACUAAUCACAAUGCUCGCUGUGGGUGCAGUCCUAUCCUUGGGUUAUGUAGAUUCUGAAGAAACUAAAGGAUCCCUGCACAAGGAAAAAGAAAGAGCAAAGAGGCAGGUCCAAAAAACAUUGACUAUCACCACUAUCCUGGAACAACCCUUCGCAAUGAUGAGCGGAUCAGAAAUGGAAGGCUUCUGUUUAGACUUGCUUACUGAACUCUCCCAAUCUGUGGGCUUUAAUUAUACUAUAAAUGUCGUGAAAGAUGGACGAUAUGGGGCCAAAGACCAAGAUGGAAACUGGAACGGAAUGGUCGGAGAGAUUGUUAAAAAGGAAGCUGAUUUGGCGGUGGCGCCUUUAACAAUUACUUCAGCCAGAGAAAAUGUGAUAUCCUUCACUAAGCCAUUCUUGCAAACCGGAAUCAGUAUACUGCUGAGGAAAGAUCCUUCUUUUGAGAGCUCAACACUUUUUGGUUUCUUAAGUCCCUUCAGUAAUGAAACAUGGAUUGGAAUACUUAUAGCUUACUUAAUCACCAGCCUCUGCCUGUUCCUUGUUGGCAGGCUAAGCCCUUGUGAAUGGAAUGAACUUUCCAGUGAAGAGAACAAACUCACCUUUCUAAACAGCCUGUGGUUUGGAGUGGGUGCUUUUACUCUUCAAGGUGCUGAACCCCAUCCAAAAUCUGUUUCUGCCCGUAUUAUAGCAGUCAUCUGGUGGGUGUUUUCCAUUACCCUCUUGGCUGCUUACAUUGCCAGCUUUGCUGCGUUUCUGAACAUCGGCAAUGAACAAACCACAAACAUCCAAACCUUUGAAGACCUUGUCAAACAAAGAAAACUUGAAUUUGGGACAAUCAACAGCUCCUCUACUUUCCAGUUUUUCAAGAAUAAUAAGAACCCAACCUACCGAAUGAUUUAUGAACAAAUGGAGAAAAAUAAGGAUCGUGUUCUUGUAAAGUCUUUCUCUGAAGGAGUGAGACGUGUGAGAGAGACAAACUAUGCCUUCCUUGGAGAAUCUGUUAUGCAGGACCUUGUGGUUGCCCAACAUUGUGACCUUGCCCGUGCCCCUGAAGUCAUUGCUGGUAGAGGAUAUGGCAUUGCAGCUUCACUAGAUUCUCCACUCAUCAAACCUCUGACAGUUGCAAUUUUGGAACAAAUUGAAUCUGGUAAUGUAGAUUACCUCCGGGAAAAGUGGUGGGAAAACACCUGUUCUUCGAAAGGCAGUGGAGGGUGGACCCCCGUGAAGCCGCGGAUGCUGGGUGGAAUCUUUCUCAUACUCGGAAUUGGCCUAGCUUUGGGAAUAAUUGUGUCGUUGAUGGAACUAGUGUGUAAAGCAAAGAAUAAUGCAAACCAACAGAAGAAGUCCUGUUGCUCUGCGUUCUCAGAAGAAAUUAGUCAAAGAUUCAAAACAAGGAAAGAAACGGAGGAGAGUACAGAAAAGGCGAAACCAUAAGCAGGCUUCCGAGGAGAAA